This is a messenger RNA of Mesorhabditis belari, 1665 nucleotides long. The record is from the annotation of a GenBank genome assembly. Lineage: Eukaryota; Metazoa; Nematoda; Chromadorea; Rhabditida; Rhabditidae.
AUGAUCGUCACAUAUCUCGCCAAAAUUGUCCUCCUUUUACCCGAUCUUUCGACAACCGAAGCAAAUAAGCUCCACGAGAUUGCCGAUCUGAACGCUGAAGAUCAUGGGGUUUUUCUGGGAAGAGAACAUACGCCAAAAAAACCCGAGAUUCCACGUUUUCCAUCGACAAAACCGGCAGCUCCACACAUUUGGCCAUACCAGUCAAUGCCAAUCACUUUACCGCCAAUUCCCGGCAGAGCACAACGCCGAAAACCGCACCCAAACGAGCCAUGUCGAGCGAUCAAUGAAACAACAAGGAAAGAAUUGUUGCAUGAUCUUUUCAACGAGGAAACUUACGACAAGAACAAUUUGCCGUCAGCAAACUCGACUGAGGUAGUAGUCGAGUUGACAGUGCAAUCGAUCACCGAAAUCAGCGAAUUCUCCAGCAGUUUCAAAGCUGACGUUUGGUUUUCCCAAAUUUGGCGCGAUCCUCGUUUGGAUUUCACGGAUCGAAACUAUUGUCUGAAGAAUUUUUCACUCGCCUCACACAAAUUGCCUCAGCUUUGGUCACCGAAUGUCUGCUUUGUGAAUAGUAAAAAGGUUGAAAUCCAUUCAUCUCCAUCUCAGAAUAUCCUCCUUUUGAUCUUCCCGAAUGGGACAGUUUGGUUGAAUUUUCGUGUUUCUCUCCAAGGACCAUGCAAGCUCGAUUUGACAUACUUUCCAAUGGAUCGACAAACGUGCAAUUUGAUAUUUGAGAGUUACUCGUACAAUACAGCCGAAGUGCGGAUAGUUUGGCGAGACUGGGAAGCUGUUUCGAUUCCAGAUCCGAACAGCAAAAAUCUUCCGGAUUUCGAGUUGAUCAGUUUCAGUCAUUUAAAUCAAACCCUCGUCUACACAGCCGGUUUAUGGGAUCAACUUGAAGUUGUAUUCGAAUUUCGGCGACUGUAUGGAUACUAUGUGUUACAGGCUUAUAUGCCCACAUAUCUCUCGGUUUUCAUCUCGUGGAUCGCCUUUUGGAUUGAUACAAAAGCUCUUCCAGCUCGUAUCACUCUCGGUGUGAGUUCUUUGAUGGCAUUGACGUUUCAAUUCGGUAACAUUGUCAAGAAUUUGCCUAGAGUCAGCUAUGUAAAAGCUUUGGACAUUUGGAUGUUCGGGUGUGUGGGCUUCAUUUUUCUUUCAUUGGUUGAGCUAGCAGUUGUCGGCUUUGCGGACAAGGUCGACGCGAAACGUCGUCGACAUCAAAGGCAGAAAGAACAAUUGAUAAUGAGAUCUGAUAGUGAACAACAAUGGUUAUCAAGGCUGAGUGGACAUCGACCAAGUCAAAUGAUGUGCACAGAUCCGAGAGAUCAAAAGAACAAUAGAACGGAAGAACAAGAAUGCCCGAGUGGUUUACCAUUGUUAAAUAAUGAAGAAAAUGGACAUACGAGACAUCCAGGGAGUCAAGAAGGAACACCGGGUGGGACACAGGGUGGUCUUCCACGGGGUAUUCGAAUGAGCAAACUAUUGCUCCAUCAAGAAGCGCCCGCUCAUGUCAAUGGAGAGAAGAUUGAUGAGCAUAAACAUAAAUUUAAUGGAGAGCUGGUUGAUGAGAUCUCCGCUAAACUCUUCCCUCUUCUCUUCACCGCUUUCAACAUUUUCUAUUGGUUUUACUAUAUCGGGAUGUCAGGCGGGGUUUUUGGAUCGGAA